AUGGAGUCGAAAGAAAGAACGAGCUUUGGCUCGGCACGCGAACAACAUGAAGACAGCGCGUCAAGCGAGUACGAGAAGAGAGGAGUAUCUGCUGCCGACAUCGACGAAGAGAAAGAUGUUGGACAUGGCGGAGCUACGCAGUCCCCAACGAAGGAGCUAAAUGACGCAACAGCUGAAAGAGGCCGCAGCCAAAGCAGACGUUCGCAAGAUGGAAGGAGUCUGAAGACUGUCAGAUCGCAUCACUCGAGAGCUGGAGGAGAUGGCUACACAUGCCUCGACGCAGAAGCUAAUGCCAAAGGCCCAAGCAACUCCCGACCCGGCCCUAUAACAGAGCAACCGUACCUCGUGACCUGGGAUGGUGACGCCGACCCAGAGAAUCCACGCAGCAUGGGAAAACUACGAAGAUGGCUCAUCGUGUUAAUAUGCGCCAGUAGUUCACUAUGCGUGACAUGCACCUCAUCGCUAUAUACGUCGACGUAUAGUCAGCUGGAGCCUGAGUUUGGGGCCUCACGCCUAGUGUGCACGCUUGGUCUAUCUAUGUUUGUUGCGGGACUCGGCGCAGGACCGAUGAUCCUAAGUCCACUCUCGGAGUUCUACGGUCGAAGGCCAAUCUAUAUCUGCUCAUUCACAUUCUUCCUCAUCUGGAUGAUACCAUGCGCCGUGGCACAGAACAUCCAGACAAUGUUGGUUGCGCGCUUCUUGGACGGUCUAGCUGGCUCAGCCUUCCUCAGUGUUGCUGGAGGGACUGUUGGUGACAUGUUCGGGAAACACGAGCUAUCUGCACCUAUGAUGGUCUACACAGCCAGCCCGUUCGUUGGGCCAGAGGUAGGCCCUCUGAUAGGAGGCUUCAUCGUGGAAAAUACUACAUGGAGAUGGUGUUUCUAUGUUCUCAUCAUCUGGUCUGGAGUUCAGCUUUGCCUAAUCGUUCUUUUCGUGCCUGAGACGUACCACCCCGUUUUGCUCCGUCGAAAGGCGAUUCGACUGCGAAAAGAAACCGGCAACCCAGAGUGGAUAGCGCCCAUUGAGAAGAUGGACAGAUCUAUCGCCAAAACCGUGCUGUGGUCAUGCAUCCGCCCGUUUCAACUUCUUUUCUUCGAGCCUAUGUGCUUGAGUCUUUGCAUCUUGUCGGCAAUCUUGUUGGGUAUCCUGUACCUCUUCUUUGGCGCCUUUCCUCUCGUAUUCGGCAACAAUCAUGGCUUCAGCAUCUCGCAGGUUGGACUCGCAUUCUUGGGUCUGUUGGUUGGGAUGCUCGCGGGUGUCUCCACGGACCCUUUCUGGAGAAGAAUAUACGGCAGGCUCGUGCGGCAACGCGAGGAGCAAGGAGGCGAGCCCGGAGGUUCGGAACCUGAGUUUCGGCUCCCUUCGACUAUUGUUGGGGCCUGGGUCGUCCCUGUCGCACUCUUUGGGUUUGGGUGGACGACAUACUCCUCAGUUCACUGGAUAGUUCCAAUUAUCUUUUCAGCAGUAUUUGGCCUUGGUGUCAUCUGGGUCUAUUCAGGGGUCUUUACAUUCUUGGUCGAAGCUUACCCUGUCUACGCUGCAUCGGCUCUCGCGGCCAACAGCUUCGCGCGGUCGUACUUUGCUGCGGCUUUCCCACUAUUUGGUGUUCAGAUGUACAACAAUCUCGGCUACCAGUGGGCAACUACUCUACUUGCGUUCCUUGCGCUGGCCAUGGCACCGUAA
This is a messenger RNA of Alternaria viburni, 1683 nucleotides long. RefSeq lists its product as uncharacterized. Gene Ontology annotation, biological process: transmembrane transport. Gene Ontology annotation, molecular function: transmembrane transporter activity. The transcript has 14 exons. Lineage: Eukaryota; Fungi; Ascomycota; Dothideomycetes; Pleosporales; Pleosporaceae. The coding region runs from base 1 to 1683 and encodes 560 amino acids. Gene Ontology annotation, cellular component: membrane. The record is from RefSeq and is a predicted model, not a curated record.